CAAGAGAACGGCACUAAAUUACAGCAGGUCACCAUUUUGCAGAGAGAGGUGGUUAGCUGUUAACUUGGUGUGAGCUGUUCCGGUCUGUAGUCUGCAAAGAGUGUUUCGCAAUGUUGGACCUCCUGCCUUUCUCCCCCACCUGGGUGCUGGUAGGACUGUGUGUGGUGUUGGUUUACCUGUACAUGGUGUGGCCUUACUCCACCUUCAAGAAGCUGGGAAUCCCAAACCCGAAGCCUUACCCGCUGUUUGGAAACUACCUGGAAUAUGGGAAGGGAGCCAACCUGUUCGACAAGGAAUGCUACGAGAAGUACAACAAAGUCUAUGGGUACUUCGAAGGCAGGACACCAAACCUGAUGGUCGGUGACCUGGAGCUCAUCAAGGAAAUCACGGUGAAGGAGAUCAACAAGUUCACCAACCGAAGGACUUUUGACGGUCAAGGGGAUAUCUUUGACAAUGCUCUGACCAGCUUAAAGGACACGGACUGGAAAAGGGUCCGGAGUGCCAUCACCCCUACCUUCAGCUCCGGGAAGCUCAAACAGAUGGCGGCGCAGGUCGAGCGAUGCGCGGAUGGGCUAGUGGCGAACCUGGCGGAGAAUCAAAAGACGGGGAUGGAGUUUGACAUGAAGCGUCUUGCCGGUGCCUUCACCAUGGACGUGAUCUCCAGUACUGGAUUCGGAGUGGAUGUCGACUCCCUGCACAACCCGGACCAUCCUCUGGUCACCAGCGCCAAGUCGUUUUUCGAGUUCAACUUCUACAACCCUAUGAUCAUCAUACUAUUCUUAUUCCCGUCGCUUGGCGGGAUCCUGGAACGGCUGGGGUUUACCUUCUUCUCGAAGAAGGCUUUGAACUACUUCAGCGAGGCGGUGGACACGGCCGUCAGCAUGAGAGGGAGCGAGCCGAAUGGGACGAGACCAGUGGACCUCCUUCAGCUGUUGCUACAAGCUCACAACGAAGAACUGGACAAGAAGGUACCCAACGACGCCGCGAAGCACGGGAUCUCCUCUAUUGAGAUCAAAGGGAACGCCAUCAUCAUGUGGGUUGCCGGGUACGAGACUACAGCCAACACCCUGUCCCUCACAACCUACAACCUGGCCCUGCACCCGGAGGUGCAGGAGAAAGUCCACGCGGAGAUUGCUGCUCUGCUGGAGAAACGCGAGAAGCUGGACUACGAGGCUGUCAACGACCUGCCUUACCUGGACAUGUGUAUCAGCGAGACCCUGAGGAUGUACCCUGCCGCACAGAGGUUUGACCGCAUUUGCAAGGAGGAUACGGAGGUGAAGGGUCUACACAUCCCGGCCGGCAUGAUCGUGAAUAUUCCCGUCUAUGCGAUCCACUAUGACGCAGAACUCUGGCCCGAACCCGAGAAGUUCAAACCUGAGAGGUUCACCAAGGAGGAGAAGGAGUCACGUGACCCGUACGCCUACCUCCCGUUCGGCUCCGGACCCAGGAACUGUGUGGGCAUGCGCCUCGCUCAACUGGAGCUCAAGUUUGCUCUGGCCAAAAUGCUGCAGAAGUUUCGUUUCGUUACCUGCGACAAG
Branchiostoma floridae (Florida lancelet) is the source of this 1538-nucleotide messenger RNA. Its product is annotated as cytochrome P450 3A29-like. Gene Ontology annotation, molecular function: heme binding; iron ion binding; steroid hydroxylase activity. Lineage: Eukaryota; Metazoa; Chordata; Leptocardii; Amphioxiformes; Branchiostomatidae. The annotation marks the transcript as partial. The transcript has 13 exons. The record is from RefSeq and is a predicted model, not a curated record.